Molecule: messenger RNA, 1194 nt
Organism: Stylonychia lemnae
Lineage: Eukaryota; Ciliophora; Spirotrichea; Sporadotrichida; Oxytrichidae
Source: the annotation of a GenBank genome assembly
AUGGGCUGCUCUGAAUCUAAAGUCGUAAACAAGUCGAGUGAACCAGUAAAGAAAAUUAUCCCGGAUAAAAAUGGCUAAUCUCAGCUUACUUAAGAAACUCUAUGGCCUGAAUAGCCACCUAUUUCAACUAGAGCAAUAAAUCAGCAGAGUGAUCUACAAUAUACAAAUUCAAACUCUGCUAGUGGAAUAUGGGGUAUUAAUGGAAAUGGAACUAAAGAUAGUACUGUGAAAAUGAAUCCAGCCGAAGAUCAAGAUGCUUAUUAUGCUUAGAUGAGAAAGUAGAUAGAGGACUAGAAAAAAAAGAGGGAAAGAGACGGAGUCAAAAGACAAAUAGCCGAGCGUUAAUUACAGAAAUUGGCGAAGGAGCAUCCUGAUCUACUCUAAGAAAAGGCUCAGGAAAUGAUUAUGAAAUAUGACACUAAAACUAUGAACAAAAGUACUAAAGUCCUCCCUCCGCUAAUGACAGCAAAUACCUUAACAGGUUCUUAAAAUAUGAUGAAGUCAUUUAAGAAUCCUCUGCUUAUGAAUUAGAGUGGAUAAUUUGAAAUACCAGAAAAUAUUGAUUAAUAAACACCUUAGGCUUUUAAUUUGAGUAUCAAUAUUGGAGUUAACAUUCAAAAUAAUGACAGCAAAAUAGUCACAAGCAAAAUUGACAGAUAAGUUGAUUUAGAUGACCUCUUAGAUGAACUUGACAAUGAAGUAAACAUAGCCUCUCCAACUUUUGAUUAUUAGAAAUCAAGCAGUGCUCUGGGUAAAUAACAUAGCAAAAAUCUCAGCCCUAAUCCUAAGCUUCUUAAAUCAGGCCAGAACUCUAGAAAAGAUCUACGAACUGGCUCAAUUCAAACUUAAGGAGAGGAUACAAAGACUGAACUUUGGUCUCAUUAGAAUAGUGGUUCAAUCUUGGUAUCAUCAUCCAAUAAGCAGGGUAAAUCAUCCUACCGAGAUAGUUUAGUUCCACAUCAUGAACACAAAAGAUCAAAGUUUGAAGCUGACCAUAUUCUUGAAGAGGAUAAUAACAGUUUCAACAAUUCAAUGACAAGAGGUGGUGGAGAGAUAAAGUAAGAUAUGGUAUAAAUCAACUAGUUUGACAUCAGUACAACUCAUAACCAAAGUAACUCAAAGUAUAACAGAAACAAUCUGCAAAACAUAGUUGCAUAGCUUAAUGAUAGCGUAGAUGAAUUAUUGAACUUGUGA